AUAGGAGUCGAGUGAAAAUGUCCUACAGAGCAAUUACUAUUCUACCGCCGACAUGAAUCGUGUCGUUCAACAAUGUCUUGACGCUCAUAACGAGUAUCGACGGAAACACGGCGCACCUCCGAUGGUAAUCAGCGAUUCGCUGAUGAGAAUGGCACAAAACUGGGCCCAAAAUAAUGCCAACCGACAAGACAUGGUACAUAGCACUGGCCGUGGCAAUAUCGGCGAAAACCUCUACUGUGCAUACCCAAGUUUUGAAGACGGCCGGACCCCUGUUGAAAAUUGGUACAACGAAAUUAAAGAUUACAGUUUUAACAGACCAGGAUUUAGUUCUGGAACUGGACAUUUUACCCAAGUGGUGUGGAAAGCGAGCCGAGAGCUGGGCGUCGGAUGGGCAACUGGAGGGGACGGCUGGACUUAUUUUUGUUGCAAUUAUUCGCCUUCCGGUAACUUUAAUAACGAUUACGCAGGAAAUGUUCUUCCGCCUGGUACUGUAAGUGACGAGCCGGAAGAAUCCAACGAAGCUGAAGAAGAAGAAGAAGCGGAAGAAGCAGGUUGUAAAUAUUUCACAACACAAUUGGUGGCAAUGCCGCAAAAUCUGUUUGGAAUAUUCAACUGA
This is a messenger RNA of Daphnia pulex (common water flea), 616 nucleotides long. RefSeq names its product Golgi-associated plant pathogenesis-related protein 1-like. The transcript has 5 exons. Gene Ontology annotation, cellular component: extracellular region. The record is from RefSeq and is a predicted model, not a curated record. Bases 53 to 616 code for a protein of 187 amino acids. NCBI's taxonomy places the organism in Eukaryota, Metazoa, Arthropoda, Branchiopoda, Diplostraca, Daphniidae.